UGUAGUCCCCGCCCCUCCCAUUUGAAGGGCAGGCGGCGGCGGGAGGAGACCAAGAUGGCGGUGAAUCAGAGCCAUACAGUGGACCGCCGUGGGGCCGCCAUCCCUCGUGGCGAAAGUCUCUUGAAGAAGUGCUCAGAUGUGGACCUCUCCUUCCCUCAGUCACCACCAGGCUCCAACUUCUUCAGUGGAACAAAGAGGGGGGCGCUGUUUCUCACCUCAUACCGGGUGGUUUUUGUGACUUCACCUUCAAACAAUGACCCCAUGUUGUCUUUUAUGAUGCCAUUUCAUCUAAUGAAUAACUGCACUGUUGAACAACCGGUCUUUGGAGCAAACUACAUUAAAGGAACAAUUCAGGCAGCUCCAAAUGGUGGCUGGGAAGGAUCGGCUACUUUCAAAAUAGUCUUCAGGAAAGGAGGUGCCAUCGAGUUUGCCCAGCUGAUGGCCAAAGCGGCCUCUGCUGCUGCCCAAGGAGUUCCACUCAGAGUUUCAAGUUUCUGGAUGAGCCCUCUAGGAAUUUUUGUCAUUACUGGGGAGAGGAGCAUGUGUGCCCCACAGGCAUGCCAAGUUGCCUAUGGAGUCCCACCUGCAGGACAUGGAGCCCCACCUCCCAGAUAUGAUGUCCUGCCUCCUGGAUACGGAACCAGGGUAUAUGGAUCCCCUCCUCCUCCAUAUGCAGCUGUCCCUGUGGGCUAUGGAGCCCUGCCUCCUGAAUAUGAAGCCCCUAAUACGGAGUAUGGAGUCCCACCUCCCAGAUACGGAGUCCCACCUCCUAGUUAUGGAGUCCCACCUCCCAGAUACGGAGUCCCACCUCCUAGUUAUGGAGUCCCACCUCCCAGUUAUAGAACAACAGCUGUGGUAUCUGGAUCUCCACCUCUCGGAUACGAAGCUCUGCCUAUUGGUUAUGAGACUCCUCCUUCAGGAUAUGAGUCCAUACCUUCUAGAUCCAGAGCCCCGCCUGCAGUACAGGAAGCUCCACCUGCUGGGUCUGAAGCAGGACAUCCCAUUUCUGUGGCAGCCCAGACUCCUGAAUUCCAGGCAUCUUUUCCUUCUACCUCAUCUUCACAAGCCCAUUCUUCUUCUAAGAUGUAAACCUUGAAGUUUCACCAAGUAAAACUGCACACUAGCAUUAGGUCUGUGAUCCCAGCCCCAUCCUAGGUAGUUGCUCCCCCACCUCUGAAGUUCUUCAUCUCCAUGCCUUGAUUUUAGAAGUAGUGCCAACUCUUGAUUAGCUGGAUAAAGGAGUAGCACUAGAGGGCUAAUUCCCUAAUGACUUGGUUGACAUUGGCUGCAUUUAAAAACAUAACCUUGAUGUGAGCUUG
Mesocricetus auratus (golden hamster) is the source of this 1319-nucleotide messenger RNA. It is a transcript of the gene Wbp2nl, whose product is annotated as WBP2 N-terminal like. Gene Ontology annotation, biological process: positive regulation of DNA-templated transcription. Gene Ontology annotation, molecular function: transcription coactivator activity; chromatin DNA binding. Gene Ontology annotation, cellular component: nucleus. The coding region runs from base 55 to 1089 and encodes 344 amino acids. NCBI's taxonomy places the organism in Eukaryota, Metazoa, Chordata, Mammalia, Rodentia, Cricetidae. The record is from RefSeq and is a predicted model, not a curated record. The transcript is spliced from 6 exons.